GUCAAGGGUAUCGUUUCAAUGGAAAGAUAUGUUGGUUUUUCUGGAAAAUGAAACCGGUGUUUCUGUUGCAUGGGAAAGCCUGUUGUUGACGCCGAGUACCAGGAAGAAAUAGAGAAAGCUCGCCGAGACCUACGCACUUUGAUCUUCAACAAAACUUGCGCCCCAAUCAUGCUUCGUUUAGCAUUUCAUGAUGCCGGAACGUAUUGCAAACAUACGCGGACUGGAGGUCCAAAUGGUUCCAUCAGGAAGCCUGAAGAGUUUGAACAAAGCUGUAAUAAAGGAUUAAAAGUUGCGAUUGAUUUUUGCGAAGAAAUAAAGUCAAAGCAUCCAAAGAUCUCAUAUGCAGACAUAUUUAAGCAUGCAGGCGUGGUUGCUGUUGAAAUCACCGAUGGUCCUACUAUUGACUUUAUUCCUCGUAGAAAGGAUUCUAUUGAAUGGACCGAGGAAGGCAGACUCCCCAAUCUUGAAAAAGGCCCAAUACAUUUGAUGGACACGUUUAAGCGCAUGGGUUUAUGCAUCAUGGACUUUGUAGCUCUCUUGGGAGCCCAUGUUAUGGUAAUUUGUAUCUUACUUGUUUGGUUAUAGGCUACAUACAGGAAAUUGCAAUUUAUUUUGUAUUUUUUUAUCAUAACAUCGCACUUCAAAAUUUUUUCUUAUUAAAAUAUUGUAUUUUCAAAUGAUUUCGUAUUAGGGCAUUGUAGUUUGAAGAAUGCUCUCUGUUUUCAAAUUGUAAUGUCCUAAAAAAAAUUCAUCCUCAGAAACCAUAUACAACCCGAAUCCAAUGAAAUAUGAUGAAUUGAGAUGGUGUUUUGUAAAUAAGUAAUUCUCUCGAAUAGAUUAGCCAUUUUCUAAAGUACAAUCAUGUAAUAUG
Lactuca sativa (garden lettuce) is the source of this 871-nucleotide messenger RNA. Its product is annotated as putative L-ascorbate peroxidase 3, peroxisomal. NCBI's taxonomy places the organism in Eukaryota, Viridiplantae, Streptophyta, Magnoliopsida, Asterales, Asteraceae. Gene Ontology annotation, cellular component: chloroplast. Gene Ontology annotation, molecular function: heme binding; peroxidase activity. Gene Ontology annotation, biological process: response to reactive oxygen species; hydrogen peroxide catabolic process; cellular response to oxidative stress. The record is from RefSeq and is a predicted model, not a curated record.